Molecule: messenger RNA, 930 nt
Organism: Trichophyton verrucosum HKI 0517
Lineage: Eukaryota; Fungi; Ascomycota; Eurotiomycetes; Onygenales; Arthrodermataceae
Product: cysteine dioxygenase, putative
Exons: 5
Coding region: 1-930 (309 amino acids)
Biological process (GO): L-cysteine catabolic process
Molecular function (GO): ferrous iron binding; cysteine dioxygenase activity
Source: RefSeq, a predicted model, not a curated record
AUGCCAUUCAUCGAAAACCAGGCCACAACGGCAGAACCCAUCGUCCCAGUGGACGUCAAGGGGAAAGAUGCCUUCCAUAAGCUAGUAGACGACCUCAGUGCCGUCCUUGGACCGUCGUCGGGCCUUGACUCCGACGACGUAGACCCCAUGGACAUCCAGAAGUUGAUGGAGGGAUACGUAUCGAACCACGAGGAGUGGCAGCGAUAUGCGUUGGCCGAUGAGUCCCGAGCCUAUACCAGAAACCUCGUAGAUGAGGGCAACGGCAAGAGUAACUUGGAGUCUGUGGUGCGAAGAGAACAGGAAGACCAUCUAGCUAACAUGGCAAAAUUGAAUGCAGCUCAUCCUCGUCUGGAACCCGGAGUAUUGACCCUUUCUUUUUCUUUGCUUUCCCGUUGGGAGAGCAAAGUCGAAAGAGCAAAGCCAAAGAAGAAAAGAGAUGAAGAGAUGGAGAAGAGAGAGAGAGCAAAAGAGCCCACCAUCCUGCAUGGUUCGUUAAAAGAGCACAGAUACGACUGGCCAGAGCAGGACAAAAUCAACAACGGCGAAGCCUGCCCCCUGACAGUCACCAAGGAGACCACCCUUCGGGAGAACGAAGUGGCAUACAUGUCCGAUAAGGUAAGUUUACCUCUCUCUUGUAUGUGUGUGUGUAUCCGGAAGCGGAUGCUGGCUUGGUUUGCAUGGCUGACAUUGAAUAUCCAGCUUGGCCUGCAUAAGAUCUCAAACCCGGAUCCAAAUGACUUUGCCAUCUCUCUGCACUACGAGGCCUACCUCUUUUUGCUAGUGCUUUCUGUCUUUGCUGACAUCCGGCACCCAGUGUAUACUCCUCCAAACGCAGCCCACUUUGGCUGUUCUCUGUUUGAUGAGAAGACAGGCAAGUCUCAUCACAUCAAGCAGUGUACCUUCUUCUCCAACCGGGGCUUGAAGCUGUAG